CCCAGCAGGCGGCUCCCGCGGGCGCCGGUUCCCGGCGGCGGAGCUAGGAACCAGGAGCGAACGAGAGAGCGGCGGGCACCAGGUGGCUCCGGACGGACCGAUGCGAGCCAAACGAUGACCAGUUGUGGCCAGCAGCCCCUCCACGUGCUCACUGUCCUCUUCUCACUGCUGGUUUCCACAGUCUUGUCCACGCACUUCCGCGUCUGUGAGCCCUACACGGACCACAAGGGCCGCUACCACUUCGGCUUCCACUGCCCCCGGCUCUCGGACAACAAAACCUUGGUCCUGUGCUGUCACCAUAACAACACGGUCUUCAAGUACUGCUGCAACGAGACCGAAUUCCAGGCGGUGAUGCAGGCCAACCUCACGGCCGGCUCCGAGGGCUUCAUGCACAACAACUACACGGCCCUGCUGGGAGUGUGGAUCUACGGCUUUUUCGUGCUGAUACUGCUGGUCCUGGACCUCUUGUAUUACUCGGCCAUGAACUACGACAUCUGCAAGGUGUACCUGGCGCGCUGGGGCAUCCACGGACCAUGGAUGAAGCAGGAUCCCCGGCGGUGGGGGAAUCCUGCCCGGGCCCCACAGCCCCAGCCUCCUCCGGGCCCCCUGCCGCAAGCCCCCCAGGCCGUGCCCACGCCGCGGGGAGACCCCCACAGCCCACCGCUGAUGACCUCCCAGGGCUCGUCUGCCUGAAAAUCCUUUUGCCUCUGGAUGGGGGAGGUGAGACCCACAGCAGCUGGUGCAGCCUCCAGGAAGAGCGACAUCUCCAGGGAGGCCCAAGGCGGUGGCGGUGGACGGCGGGGGGGCCCCUGGCGGCCCAGAGACUCCUCCUCGGACUCCCGAGCUGGGAGGGGGCAGGGAAGGAGGCAGAGCCCCCCAGCCGCAAGCAAUAGUCAGUCCCUUCUGGGCUGGGGGCUCCCGACAGGGCCGCUCGCUGGUCGCAGACGACGCACCCGGAGCCCCGAGCCAGUAGGCCUCGGUCCACUGCCCGUCCGUGUGCGUGCGCACGUGUGAUUCACCGUGUUCCUUCUGUGCUCUUGAUUGGGUGGGUGGGUCUUGCUGGCACUCUCCUCCUUCGGGGAUGCUGGAGCCUUGCGAGCACGGCCAGCUUGGUCCCUGUGGCAUUUGUUGCUGUAAUGACAGUAACCCCGGGGUAGCUCUGUCGUGCCCGGGGGGGGCAGGGGGCAAUGUGCCGAGCUCCUGGGGAAGUGGUGUACAGUGGGGAACAGGCACCCAGGGAGAGGCCCCCUGCUAGGGGAGGGGGAUGAAGACCCUGACUCCGGGUAGGACUUGCUGCCCUGCCCGGGGCCCUGGCUCCAUCCCCGGAGCCUCUCUCUGAUGCCUUUCGGCGGGGACCAUCCCCCUGAGCUCUCCACUGGCACUGCCCAGAGCUCUUCUCUACUCAGCACCUGCCUGGUGCAGGCCCCACUUUGGCCAGAGGAGGGAGUGAACGACGCUCCAGGGCCCUCCUUGGGGUCGACGGAGCUUCCCCGUCGGGCAAGAGAGAAACAAAUGCGUGGGUACUUGUGGACAGGGAUUUGAGGGUGCUGGGCACCCUGAGCAGAAGGUUCUAGAAAUCUGUCCCCUUCGAGGUGGGACUUCCACAGAACCUGGGUGCCCAUGACAUCUGCCCACCUGCUGUGGUCACCCACUCUGCUGCCCCGGGGUACUCACGCAGCAGCAUACGCCCGGGAGGUGACCACAUGGGUCCCCAUGCUGCCAGUGUAGACACAAGUCCUGCCACAGUGUUAGUCACACCCGGGUCUGCCCGGCUCAAUAAACACGUAUCCACUCUG
This is a messenger RNA of Ochotona curzoniae (black-lipped pika), 1796 nucleotides long. It is a transcript of the gene SHISAL1, whose product is annotated as shisa like 1. The record is from RefSeq and is a predicted model, not a curated record. Bases 115 to 693 code for a protein of 192 amino acids. Lineage: Eukaryota; Metazoa; Chordata; Mammalia; Lagomorpha; Ochotonidae. The transcript has 5 exons.